Messenger RNA from Onychostoma macrolepis, 2915 nucleotides. It is a transcript of the gene rab43, whose product is annotated as RAB43, member RAS oncogene family. The record is from RefSeq and is a predicted model, not a curated record. The coding region runs from base 388 to 1128 and encodes 246 amino acids. Gene Ontology annotation, cellular component: trans-Golgi network. The transcript is spliced from 3 exons. Gene Ontology annotation, molecular function: GTP binding; GTPase activity. Lineage: Eukaryota; Metazoa; Chordata; Actinopteri; Cypriniformes; Cyprinidae.
UUAAUUUUAAGGUGUCCUUGUUACAAUGUAAUUAUACAUUUAAGUACGAGUAAUAUGAAUUAGCUACAUGUAUAUGGAUAUAUAUAUAUAUAUAUUCCAAAAGAUUAUGCAUCUUUGAUGAGUUGCAUAAAUAGUAUAGUAACUACAGUCGCUUUUUCAAGCUUUCUUCGCCGAUUCUUGGAUAGUUUUGAAAUGUCUCGCCGUGUGGCAACGUGCGCAAAAACAAAGUCCGUGAUUGGUCGACUGCACCCCGACGUCAGGAGUCCGUGCGCAGCGUCACGCUUUCGUUUGUUAUAACGUGACCGUUGCAGUCGUUCGGUGGUAAACGGCGGAGAACGCCUGCAGCGUGAUUAUUCGGCGGCUCCGGGACUCCUGAAGCAGCGGUGGAUGAGCGUUAUCUCUUCCGCGUCGGCGGUGUGUUUCUCCACGUCACUCGCGUCGCGUCGCGUCGGUAACCGGAGCUCCGUCAGCCAGUGUUCGGGAGAGCUUCACCGCACAGCGAUGUCAUUGCUGGACUCCGAUGACAGCUACGAUCUCGUCUUCAAGAUAGUUCUUGUCGGAGAUGUCGGUGUCGGUAAGACCUGCGUGGUGCAGCGCUUCAAGACCGGCAUCUUCAUCGAGAAGCAGGGCAACACGAUCGGCGUGGACUUCACCAUGAAGACCCUGGAUAUACACGGCAAGAGAGUGAAGUUACAGAUUUGGGACACAGCCGGACAGGAGCGGUUUCGCACGAUCACACAGAGUUAUUACCGCAGCGCUAAUGGAGCCGUCAUCACUUACGACAUCUCGAAGAGAGCCUCCUUCAUGUCCGUGCCCAAGUGGAUGGAGGACGUGAAGAAAUACGGUGGAUCCAACAUUGUCCCGCUUUUAAUUGGUAAUAAAUCAGACCUGACCGACCUGCGUGAAGUUCCGUUUGAGGAUGCCCAGAGCAUGGCUGUCCAGCUGGAUUGUGUGUGCGCCAUCGAGACGUCAGCCAAGGACUCCAGCAACGUGGAAGAGGCGUUCAACAAAAUGGCCAGCGAGCUCAUUCUGAGACAUGGCGGGCCCAUGUUCACUGAAAAUGUCACAGACAGCUUUAAACUCAACAGCAAGGAUGUGACCAACGAGGGCUGGGGGUGUGGGUGUUGAUGACUGUGUUCAGAAAGCAAUACAAAGCUCUGGUUCUCGUCACUCGCGCGGUUAUAUAAAUUGGGUGCUGUCAGGCAGAUGCAGGGUUUGAAGGAGACGCUGAGGAUGCGUUAGAUGGGCUGUAAAACACCCUCAGAACAGUCGAACUUUAACUGUGAAGACAUUAGGCGUGAUUGCCAAGAACAAAAUUGACACAUAUUUUUUUCAAAUCAUAACCAGACAAAAUUAUUUUCUGAAAAUUUCGGCUUGAAAGGACAAAUAGCACGUUGUGGUAAACCGUAAGAAGCUUCCAGUUAGAAACGGUCUGUCUGUCCACGCGCCGGUCAGAUCUGUGCGGUGACGCGUAGCAGACUUUGGACCAGUGAUCUCUGAACGGGCAGGGCUUCAAAUCUCAGACCGGCCGUGCGUGUCAGCAGAGGUUUACCGUAUGCUUCGGAUGCCUGUAGACCUUAGCCAGCAUAGAUUCCGUAUUUAAUUGAUGCAAAUGAAAACGAGGCUGUGAGGGAUAGACGUAUUUUAUCAUCUGUGUGAUCGACACGCAGUUAUUUCUCAUUCCAGCUGUGUGGCCAGACUGAGGUUCUGCCGCUGGCUUAAUCUUCCUGAUGCUUAUGUAACUGAUCUUUGGUAACAGUGGCUCAACAAUGCUGAAGUCAUUGUCAUCGAUAUUUCUACUUUUUAUAGCUACUCGUGAUUGCAAGAGCAGAGGCCGUGGUGAUAGCAGAACACAGACAUAACAUCACUUCUGUUCCACGGAGGAGUUUCUGUAGAGGUUAUAGGGUUUGUGUCGCUCCCUUUCAUCCGGAUUCAUUCCCCGCUGAUUUUACAGCCAUGAUCCUAAGACAUGUUGCCAAUGUUUUUAACAAGUUUUUUAAGAUUGAAAGAAAUAAUUAAAAAAUGCAACAUUUUUCAGAAUGCAUUUUCAAGCCCAGGUAGCAGCAUCUCUUGUAAACGAGUGGCCGUCUGCAGUAUGUGACAGUGCAGUGUGUUUACUGUCCUCUCCCAACGGCUGCCAAGAUGGGUUUCUUUACACUCUAAUUAUGUACUAUUUUGUGUAAAUGUUUGUGUUUUUUAUAAACUGGACAAUUUAAAAAAAAUUCAGACUGUUCUUGGAACCCUUUUGAACUGAAAUUGUAUUGUAGAUGUCACAUGGGCAUUGAUAUUUUAUACUUUUCAUUCAUUUAUAUAUAUACCACAAAGCCUCGUUCAAUUACAAUGAGAGUAUAAUAAACUAGCUUUUAAACUUGCAAAAAAGCAUUUUCUGAAAAUAUUGUGCCGUGUUUAAUUUGUGACAACAUUGCACUGAUGAGUUAGGAGGAAGGAACAUCAAGUAAGCAUGAGUGACCAGAGCCGGUUUACAUGCAACAGCGUAUUUGUCUGCAAUAUCUUCUUAAGGUUAAGAGCUCAGUUUGGUACGUUUUAUAUAUCAAUGAUUGACACGCAAGUCUUUCAAAUCAAGAUCAAAAUGUAGUAUAUGGUAGGAUGGCAACCUUUAAGAAUGUAGUUUAGGAAAAUUAAUUUCUUUGGUUAUGCAGAAUGAGUGAAAAACAACAGUAUGUGAAAAGUCAGGUGACUUGAAGUUAAAAAUCAUAUCGCAAGAGCAUUCUUCAGAGAAUUUAUAGUGCCUUUUAAUAUUGUAGUUUGUUUUUAAUGUCACUGUGUUAUUACUAUGCAUUUUGUUUUUUGUUUUUUUGGUCAAUCAGUUAAAAGUUUUGAGAAACAUGAUCAAUCUGUAUUUGGUGAUAAAUUAUAUUAUUUUAUCAAUAAAACUUAUCACAUCAUAACCUGUA